AUGUCUGGAAAUCCCGGUCCAAUUUUGGUUUAUGAUCGAACCGAGAGGAGCUUUAGAUUACCGGAGAACGAAGAUAUUGGCAAGAAUCUUUCGCGCUUGUUGAAUAUUUUGCGUGAAUAUAAACCUGAAUUAGCUUCUGAACUUUUACGCUCGUUGAGUCCAUUUCCGAGAUAUUUGAGUUGUAUUCAGCACCAAUAUCUUUUUGAAAAUUUUGAUCCCCCUGUAUUUAUUGGAGCUGGUGGUUUUGGGACCGUUUACAAGACCAGGCAUAAAAUUGAUGGUAAUACUUAUGCAAUCAAAAAGAUUUCGGGUUCAUGUUCAAGCGAUGCUCUUGAGCUUGCUAGGUCGGAAGUUCUUACAAUGUCCCGACUUAAACAUGUUAAUGUAGUCAACUAUGUAACUUCUUGGUUGGAUUACGAAUGGGUGUCUGUUGAAGACCAAGAUGAGAUGCCUAAUGGUGAUUUCAGUUCAGUCCAAUAUUCUAAAUACUACUUAACUCAUUUAUCAAAUGAAAUAAAGUGGAAGCCUAUAAAGUCUAAAAACGGUUAUGUACACGACAAAACUUCAUUUGAUGCACAUCUUUCACCUGAUAAAUUUCAUGAUGAAAAAUUAACAAGUAAUGGAAUACCCGAUGGAAGACGUAAGAAAAAGCGUGGAAUUAUUUCUAAAACCGGUAAUCAAUCCCAUGUCACGGCAUUAAUUCGCAAGAAGGAAAUUAUUCCUGCCAAUAAUAUCAGUAUGUCACAUCCUCCUGUGUGUAUUCGAAGACCUGUCCUUUGUAUCCAACUAGAACUUUGUCAAUAUAAUCUAGCAGAUUGGCUACAACAUAGGAACAGUUUAUUUUCUGUUUCCUCUAAUUCAAUCGAUCGGUUGAAUAUUUCUCUACUUCCACCUUAUCAAACAAUGCAACGUGCUCCUGUACGUUGGUUGAUGGACCAAAUAGCUUCAGGAGUUGCAUAUCUACAUUCUGAAAAUGUAAUUCAUCGUGAUCUCAAGCCAGAAAAUGUUCUCAUCUGUGGACCUCCAUUACAUUCUAUUUCUAAUAUUCCUUGUUCAUGUACAAUGAAUAGAUUUUCACCGAAAUAUGAUAAUAAUCAAAUGGUGACAGAUUUCAAUUCUUAUCUAUCGAAAAUUGAUAACAAUCAUAAUGAAUUCUAUUCGUCUCUGUAUACAUCUGUAAAAUUGAAUUGUUAUCAUCAACUGGUUGUAAAGAUAUGUGAUUUCGGUUUAGCAAGAAUAUUGUUAGAUAAUUCAAUUAGCUUGAGAAGAUUGCCUAGUGUAUCAGAAAAUCAUUCAGAUCAAGUUCAUCUGUAUAACAAGAAAACACCUCCACCGAUUGAAAUCAGUUCACACAUAAUUCCACCAUGUCUAUCGCCAUCAAUCUCAUCAUCAUCAUCAUCCAAAACUAGUUCGCAUUGUUCAUCACAUGAUGACCAGUGCUCAUCACCACUAAGAGCUUCUCCUUCAUCAUCCGCAUCGUCUAGUCAAAGUACGGAUUCAGAUAGUUUAAUUCAAUUUAAAAAUCCUUCUGGGUAUUCAUCAAAUAAUUUGUCUGAAAAUGAUGAAUACAGAAAGAACUCGUUGAUAUAUGAUAAUAAUAAUAAUAAUAAUAAUAAUAAUAAAAGACGAGAUAAUCUAAAGUUUGACAUGGAAUCUACAGUCAAUUCAUCUAGUGAUAAUGCUUAUUGGGAAAAUACAGUUUCUCAAGGAAAUCAUCUACCACUUUCUACAUACAAACCAUCAACCAGUUCACUUUGUCUAACUGCUAAUUUAGGAAGUUCUAUUUAUACUGCACCAGAAGUUCAACGUUAUUGUACAAGAAACAAAUCAACUCAACGUGCUUUUUAUGAUUUCAAGGCUGAUAUUUACAGUUUAGGUGUAAUCUACUUUGAAAUGUUACAUCCUUGCUUUACAAAAUCAGAGCUAAUAACUUAUUUAGAACAAUUUUCAAGAUAUCCGAAAAUGAAUACUGAUCAGUAUCAUAUUAAUUAUCCUAUUAAACGAGGUGGUGUAGAUUAUCUACUGGAUUCAUUUCCUCGUUCAAUGCAAUCAACAUGGCCAUAUGAAAGUCAUUUAGUUGCUAGAAUGUUAAAUUUCAAUGUACAGUAUCGUCCUAGUGCAACUGAAGUUGUAGAAAUACUAUCAGUCAACUCAGAGUUUUCAGAUCUAAGGGGAAAUCAUAUCAACACUCCUAUGCAUUCAGUAGUUACCUCGUUUAACAAUACUUGUUCAGAUACUUCUGAGAAUCUGAUGACAGUAGAAGAUAAGGAUGACAAAAGUAAAGGAAUAAACUAUCAUCCACCAGAUAAUAGUUUGUCAAGUUAUCAAUUGAUCGAUUAUUUAAUUUGGCGUAAUCAAGAACUUGAACAAAAGUUAUAUGAAACACGUCAACGUCUUUCUAAGUAUGAAAAUCUUGAUGAAAGAUAA
Heterobilharzia americana is the source of this 2427-nucleotide messenger RNA. NCBI's taxonomy places the organism in Eukaryota, Metazoa, Platyhelminthes, Trematoda, Strigeidida, Schistosomatidae. The record is from the annotation of a GenBank genome assembly.